This is a messenger RNA of Theobroma umbraticum, 3340 nucleotides long. RefSeq names its product ammonium transporter 1 member 2-like. Gene Ontology annotation, biological process: ammonium transmembrane transport; ammonium homeostasis. Gene Ontology annotation, cellular component: plasma membrane. The record is from RefSeq and is a predicted model, not a curated record. NCBI's taxonomy places the organism in Eukaryota, Viridiplantae, Streptophyta, Magnoliopsida, Malvales, Malvaceae. Gene Ontology annotation, molecular function: ammonium channel activity.
AAUUAGACAAAAGGAAAAUAAGAAGCGAAGGGGCGGACUCCGCUGAAGGUGGACCAAGAAGAACUAGCAAAACCAGAGCUUCCGCUGCUCAUUGCCUCCAAAGGGUAGAGAAAGAACACAAAGAAAAAAUGGAAGAAGCAGAGAUGGUAACACCAGGAGAGAUGUUGGGAAGAGCCACAGAGCUCAAAGCAGGGAAAGGAGCUUACGUGGGACAGCAUAACAAGAACAUCUACGCCUCCCUCACUGGUUUCCGCCGCAUCCAAUCCCCUCCUUCUGAUUCUCCUGACCAGAGACCAACUGUGGAAGUAACUGGUCACAAAGCUCAUGGUCCUGUUCCGGAGCCUGGUUCUGUUGUCAUUGCCCGAGUUACAAAGGUGAUGGCUAGGAUAGCAUCAGCCGAUAUUAUGUGUGUUGGUCCAAAGUCUGUGAGAGAAAAAUUCAGUGGUAUAAUUAGGCAACAGGAUGUUAGAGCAACUGAAAUUGACAAAGUGGAUAUGCACUUGUCAUUUCGUCCUGGUGACAUUGUCAGAGCUGUAGUGCUGUCUCUUGGAGAUGCACGGGCUUAUUAUCUAUCAACUGCUAAGAAUGAACUGGGUGUAGUCUCUGCAGAGAGCUCAGCAGGUGCAGCAAUGGUUCCAAUAAGUUGGACGGAAAUGCAGUGCCCGUUGACUGGCCAAAUUGAGCAAAGGAAGGUUGCAAAAGUUGAAAGAAACAUGAUCUUAGGCAAUUGCGUAUCACAGAACUCAAAUUCUGACAGUUUUAGAAAGAAACGAGGCACUCUCAGACUUCUCAUGCCUUCUUCUUCUCUGCUUCUCCUUCAACCUCUCACCUUUCCCUCAACUCCAUCCCACUCUCCUUCCCUUCUGUUUCACCAAAAUGCCAACUUUAUCGCUUCCAAAACUUCUCUAAGAAAACCCUUUAACUCCAAAAAGCUCUACCUCUCAAAGCCUCAAACUAUCCCAUUUGCUCUCACGGAAUCAGACUCUCCCAAGUCCCUUGAACCUAACCCUCAAACCCUUCUCCAAGAAGUUUCUGACAGUUUUGAUCUUCCAUCAGAUUACUUUUCCCAGUUACCGGGAGACCUUCGUUUAGAUUUAAAUGAUGCAGCUUUUGAUCUUUCAAAUGGACCUGUGAUUGAUGAGUGUGGUCUAGAGUUGGGAGAAACAUUAUUAAAUCUCUCUAGAGCUUGGGAGCUAGCUGAUACAUCAACUUCCCGCACAUUAGCAAGCAAGCUCCCUUUGUUGGGGAGCUCUUUGACUGACAAUGCAAAAUCAGCAUUUGGAAGGCGUUUACUAGCCGCUGGAAGGAGGUUCCAGGGAAUGGGACAGUAUGGUCAAGGGGAACUACAAAAGAUUGCGAAAGCAAUGACUGCAGCUGGAAAACUUCUGUCUGCAAGUUCGGUAUCUACAACAAGUGACGAACAACCAAAAAUGGAAACUAGGAUGCUGAAGUUUGGAGACCUUCAGCUUGAGGUAACAUCUGAGAAAGCCAACAUUGGAGCUGCAAUAGGUUUUGUUUUCGGGAUUCUUUCAUGGCAAAUAGCUCAGGGAAUCCAAAGUAUCCCAGAGAGUUCAUUGGAAUAUGCAAAUGACAAUGCUCUGCUUCUAGCUAAGUCUUUAAGGGGAGCACUGCUUGCACUUUUCUAUUCAUCCACAUUCUUGUCCGCUUUCACCGCAAUAGGCCUUGUCUUACUGGGAAGACAAUAUUUUUCCACCAUGGCUUCCCUCACUUGUACAGCCUCUGACCUCAUCCCCCUCCUCUCCUCUUCCUCCUCCACCAAUGCAACUGCCCUCGCUUCCUUCCUUUGCACCCGUUUUUCCACCAUCUCCGACCAGCUCUCGGACGCCACUCACGCCAUUGACAACACUUACCUCCUCUUCUCCGCCUACCUAGUCUUCGCCAUGCAACUCGGCUUUGCCAUGCUCUGCGCUGGCUCAGUCAGAGCUAAGAACACCAUGAACAUCAUGUUGACGAACGUCCUUGACGCAGCUGCUGGUGCACUGUCUUAUUACCUCUUUGGCUUUGCCUUUGCCUUUGGUUCACCUUCUAAUGGUUUCAUAGGACGCCACUUCUUUGGACUUAAAGCUUACCCUUCACCUUCGAGUGAUUAUAGUUUCUUUCUUUAUCAAUGGGCUUUCGCUAUAGCUGCUGCCGGGAUUACCAGCGGGUCCAUAGCUGAAAGAACCCAAUUCGUAGCUUACCUUAUUUACUCGUCCUUUUUAACCGGCUUCGUUUACCCCACAGUUUCACAUUGGUUUUGGUCGGGUGACGGGUGGGCCAGUGCGAGCCGAUCCGAUAACCUUUUAUUCGGCUCGGGUGUGAUUGACUUUGCUGGUUCGGGUGUGGUUCACAUGGUUGGGGGCAUUGCUGGCUUAUGGGGUGCGUUGAUUGAGGGUCCGAGGCUUGGCAGGUUCGAUCGGGCGGAUCGCUCCGUGGCGUUACGCGGGCAUAGUGCCUCAUUAGUAGUGCUGGGAACGUUCCUUUUGUGGUUCGGGUGGUACGGGUUUAACCCGGGUUCGUUUUUGACCAUCGUGAAAGGGUAUGGUCGGGGUGGGGGCUAUUAUGGGCAAUGGAGUGCUAUAGGGAGGACAGCUGUCACGACGACAAUGGCUGGGUGCACAGCUGCCCUUACAACCUUGUUUAGUAAAAGGCUAUUAGUUGGUCAUUGGAAUGUAAUCGAUGUUUGCAAUGGUUUGCUAGGGGGCUUUGCUGCAAUUACCUCAGGGUGUUCAGUAGUAGAACCAUGGGCUGCAAUCAUAUGUGGCUUUGUGGCAGCGUGGGUUCUAAUUGGAUUCAACCUUCUUGCAUCCAAAUUGAAGUAUGACGACCCACUAGAGGCAGCCCAAUUACAUGGGGGGUGCGGCGCGUGGGGUUUACUCUUCACCGGAUUGUUUGCAACGGAGGCAUACGUCAACGAGGUGUAUCCAGGGCGGCCGGGCCGCCCACACGGGUUGUUCAUGGGUGGUGGAGGGAAGCUGCUAGGGGCACAAAUCAUUCAAAUUUUGGUCAUAGCAGGGUGGGUCACGGCCACAAUGGGGCCACUCUUUUAUGUGCUACACAAAAUGAAGUUGUUAAGGAUUUCCGAGAAUGAUGAAACUGCUGGGAUGGACUUGACUAGGCAUGGGGGAUUUGCUUAUGCAUAUCAUGAUGAGGAGGAUCUUUCCCGCACGCCAGGGUUCAUGAUGACCAAAAUUGAACCAACUAAUGGAAGUCCUUCAACAGAGGGUCAAACAUCACCUUCCAAUGUAUAAAUCAAAUUUAGUGAUUUGCCCCUUGUAAUUGUAAACCUUUAUUAAUUGUGUGUUAUGUACUAAGUAUAUAAUAUAAUCACUCAACUUUA